GACAGUUUCAUGUUCUUCCGGUUUGUCUUGUUGCAGUCCAUUUUUGGAAGAAACUGUCAUUUUCCCUAUAUUAAAAUACUCUAGUACUUAUUAAACCAUACUGCCAGCUUAAUAUGUCGUUGAAGAAGGAGACACCAUCAGAUCAGCAGCUCCACCUGGCAGCCUUGCAGGGAAACAUGGAACAAUUAAAGAAAGUGCUUGACUCUGGCAAGGUCCAUGUUGACUGCAAAGACAAGGAAGGAACCACACCUCUGAUCCUGGCAGCCGCAAACAACCACAUUGAGUGUGUCAAGGAACUGCUGAAGAAUGGGGCUGACGGGGGAGCCAGGAGGCUGACUGGGACGUGUGCCUUGUUCUUCGCUUCCCAGGGCGGGUUUCUGGACAUUGUACGCCUGCUAUUGGACAAUACCGUCCCUGUAGACAUACCUAGCUAUGAUGGGGGCACACCCCUGUUUGUGGCAUGUCAGUGUAACCACCUGGAGGUUGUGAAGGAGUUGCUGGAGCGUGGGGCGGACAUCCACAACCAGAUGGUGGAUGGUGCCACGCCCCUUUUUAUUACCGCACAGAAUGGACACAACCACCUCCUCUCUUUCUUAAUCAAGCAGGGUGCUGAGAUCGACGUCAAAAGAAAAGACAAUGCCACACCCCUGUGGAUCGCCUCACAGAUGGGACACCUGAACAUUGUGCGAGAACUACUCAACAAUGGUGCCAACGUUGACACUGUGAGAGAGGAUGGGGCAUCACCUCUGUUCAAAGCAAGCCACAAAGGACAUUUAGAGGUCGCAGAAGAACUGUUGAAACAUGGAGCAUCGACAGGACUCUUGAAGAAUGGGGAGACAGCUUUACAUGCAGCUGCCUUGUUUGGACACAUGAAAAUCACCAGGCUUCUCAUGUCGUAUGGAGCUGACAAAACUGUCAAAAAUAAGGAAGGGCAGACUGCUUCGGAGCUAGCUCGGGAGGCCGGCUAUGACUAUAUCGCCAAAUACAUAGAGAGCUACACACCAAUGACAAAUGGGAAAACAGAUGGGCAUUCCUGAGAAUGUGUAGAUGUGGCCAGGUUUAUGUCAGUUGUGUUCAUCACCUUAUGGACAAGUGUGCCCAGAGAGGCAGAACUUCGUGCCAAGAAUACCUUUUCAUAAUCAUGUGCAAAUGUGGCUACUCCAUGUGUAUGUUGUAAGUUAUGAAAAAAAUAUUUAUAAUAUGACGAGGAAACCAGAACAUGAAGUUACUUGAAAAACUGCUUUAUUUUAAUUAUGUGUUCAGUAAACAGCUAUUACAUUGUUUUUAUCUUUGUAUUUUCAUUUUCUAGGUCUUGAAAUUUAGAAUAUUUUUCAUAUUGCUAAUAACGUAACAAUCAAAACUGUAGUUUGGCCAUGAUUGUCGAUAACUUGAUUGCAAGUAUUAGCACAAGUGGCUUGAUUGCCAAUAUUGGCUUUAUUGUUAAUAUUGGUUAAGUGGCUUUAUCACUGAUACUGGCUUGAUUGUAUAUAUUAGCACAAGUGGCUUAAUCAUCAAUAUUGGCUUUAUUGUCAAUAUUGGCAUGAAUGGCUUGAUUGUCAAUAAUGGCACGAAUGGCUUAAUUGUCAAUGUUGGCAUGAAUGGCUUAAUUGUCAAUAUUGGCAUGAAUGGCUUAAUUGUCAAUAUUGGCAUGAAUGGCUUAAUUGUCAAUAAUGGCAUGAAUGGCUUAAUUGUCAAUGUUGGCAUGAAUGGCUUAAUUGUCAAUAUUGGCAUGAAUGGCUUAAUUGUCAAUAUUGGCAUGAAUGACUUAAUUGUCAAUAUUGGCAUGAAUGGCUUAAUUGUCAAUGUUGGCAUGAAUGGCUUAAUUGUCAAUAUUGGCAUGAUUGACUUGAUUGUCAAUGUUGGCAUGAAUGGCUGGAUUGUCAAUAUUAGCAUAAGUGGAUUAUAAGUGAUGCUUAUUUAUGUGUGUUCUCUCUUCCAACUGUAAUACUAUUGUAAAAAAAUUAAAAGAAAGCAUUAUGAGUAGGUAAAGCCUAGAAAAAAUAUAGGUACAGAAUUUUUAUCCUGAAAUAGGGAUAGAGUUUUUGAUCCUGAUUAACUUCAGAUUGCUGUAUAUUUGUAGUUUGCUUUUGCUAGGUAUGUGCAUUGAAAUAAAUAUGAAGUAACUUCAAAUGUGUAUAUUGCCUUGAAAAUAAUUUUCAAUUUUUAAACCCUACUUCGGGCUGGAAUCCAUUAUAUUUGCCAACCCAAUUUUCAGGAUUUGUAAUUUCGACCACCGCCAUAGAUGAUUCCAUAGUUAUAUUAACCUUUGAUGUUAAUGCAAUUCAUCUGAGUUAAAAUACUCAAUACUCAACAUUUCUCCACUUACAUUCUGUGAAAUAGUUAUUUCUCAGAAAGCUAUUUUGAAAUAAACCCUCCAAUAGAUUACAUGUGUCUAUGUGUACAUGUAUAUGUAGUGUACAUAUGAUAACUUUAGGCUCAUGUUUUUAUUUUCUGUCUUGAAUGUUGAAUAAUAAUAUGAAAAGUUAAGAAACAUACAUUUUUCUCGAUUGUAGAACUUGAAUGACAUACUUAGUUAUUUGAAUGUUACUGAUAACUUAAUGUUUUGUUUCUUUUAUCUUGGUUGGUUCUUGUAUGUUCCUGUUAAUGCAUAUAUGAAUGACCUUACAAUAGAUGGUUUACAUCGUUAUUGCUGUGAUACUUGUAAAACCUUGUUGUUGUAGCUUUAAAGUAUGAUGCUGUUUAUCUACAUUUCUGUUUUGCUUGUCCUCAGAUGUUAGCUUGUGUUUCAUACACAUUGUAUUUUUAAUUGUUUACAAAAAUGCAUAUAUGUAUUAUAUUUGUAGAUGUAGAUCUAAUGAAGACAGGACUAACAAAAAUAACUAAUAAGUUAAACAAAUAUGAUAAGCAUUUAUGAUUUAUGAUGGUGCUGGGUAUUCUGUACAUCUUUGUUAAUAAAGUAUAAUGUUGUUUGGGUGUACGAAGCUAUAGAGGUAUUGUCAUUGCUUUGGCGUUGGGAGUGAUGUUGGCUGCCGAGGCAGAUUUGGAAUUAUUGUACAAACACUUGAACCUUGGGCAUUACUCAAAAGAGAUUCAAAAUAUUUACAUGUGUCAUGCUUUUAUACAGUUCAUGAGAUAUGUCCAUUGGUUCACCAAGAAAAACAGGCGAGCAUUUUUCAUCCUUUUGCAAUUCUAUGGUAUUUUUUUGAAUGACUGUCACUGAAGUAUUGUGCCAUACAGUAGCCCUUCAUUUUCUGCUGCUUCAGUCUACGCACAUAUCACCCAAGCUGUACAUGUUGUUUCUGACUUGUCAUUCUUGAUGACUUAGUGUUGUAGCAAUAUUGAUUGACGAUGUUGUAAGUGUGUCUUGAAGUUUAUUCAAUGCAUUUACCAGAAUUGUAUGGAAUGUUGUUAUCACAAAGAAUAUUUUUAGAGGUUUAAUUUCUUUAACAGUCAGAAUAGGGAAAACAAAAGUUUAAUAUUAGACUUAAGAUAUUGACCAGUUGCCAUUUACUAAAUAUUCUUAUAAACAGUUUUGAUAUUUUGAGUUUUGAAUCAUUCAUGAAGAUAAUUAGGAACUUAAACAUAACCAGUAAUUGUACUCUGUGAAUGAUGACAUAAAACAGAAAAAUGCAUUGAUUAUAAAACUGUCUUCCAUAGAAGGAAUAUAUUGGGGUCCCUUCAUAGUUGAUGCUGUGUGAGCAUCUUAUAGCGGCAGUGCUAUCUACCGGAAUUUUCAAAGGAACGCAGACACCAAAAUGUCCAGAAUGUUAUGAUUUGCUUAUCUUGGUUAUUUGUUUGCUUUUUGAUACAUGUUGAUCAGCCAUGCUUUAAUGUGUGUUUAGUUUGUAGCGUCAACAUGGUAAACACUUUAUGAUUUUGUGCUUAUUGUGAUUUGUUCUUGCCUAUUAUUUGAAGGUCAGUAUCACUGUGUUCUGUAAAUACUCCAAACAGAGACUACUGUAGGCAAUAUCGCAUCUGUCAUUGUGUUAUUAACUAAAACUGUCAAACUCCACACAGAGGUUACGUCCCUUUGCUGUACAGUAAACACUGCCACAACUCGUUUCAUGUGAUGGUGAUCAAAUCACAUGAUGCCAUUCAAAAAGUUAAUAUUUUAUUUCACUUCAUUUUUUUUGUAAAGAUAAAAACAUCGUUAUUUAAUGGAACUUGAAAACAAUAUUGCAUAAAUAUGUGUGUAGAAUUAUUUUUUCUCAAAAAAAACUUAUAAAACUGGAUUGCUGAAAUCCAACAAUUUAUAUAUGUGGUUGCAGAGUUGAUCUCUGCUUGUCAAGGGUGAUAACUGAGUAGGAGAUUGAAAAAUAUGAUACAUUUUUAAGAUGCAUCUCAUAAUCAAGGUCAAGCUUUUACAGUGAAACUUGUCUAUAUUAUUGUUUAAAAAAAAAAUAAGAUUAAAUAUUUAUUCCUGUUUUGACUAUGAGGUAUUCUUUCAAGAAAGAAAAUAUUCAUAUUGAGGAUAAUUGUUUCAGUGCAAGAUAAUAAUAUAUUUCAUCCAUUGAGCACCAAAAGCUAUAUUUACUUUUGGUGUCAUGAGGUGAUAUAUAUUGCAAUCUUACAUUAAAACAAACAAUUUUCUAUUUAUUUCAUGCUUUUAAUUAAUUUAAAUCACUUUUAUAAUAUCCAAUUUGAAAAACUCAACCAAUUUUAAUGAUGUCAUUGGUUUUUCUCCCCAGCACUGUGCAUUCACGUUUGAAAAAUGGGCGAAAAUAAAACAAAGCAGUGAAAUUUUAUUUUGGUGAACCAAUAACUCAAAUGAUGAGUUUACCGGGUAUGAACCAUCGAAAGGCAUGAAAUAAAUUCUUAAAUAUUGACUUUGUUAAUAGUUUGGGUUUACUAUAUAAAAAUAUUUCAAAGAAGCUUGUUUCUAGUAGAUUUUCUGAUUCCUUCAGGGGAAUCUCAAUUAUCUCAAUUAUUGUUACCUAGAUAUAUUCUCUGGUGUUUACCUCAAUAUUAUCGGAAAUCUGAAGUAUAAGUUGAUAUUAUGUAGAAUUAGUUGUGAUUAUAAUAUUGCAUAUUUAUUAUUUAUAGUAGCUUAGAAAUCACCUGUUAACAGUUAUUGUUUUUAUAAACACCAGGUUAUUGACAUGUAAUCAGAUUUUGUUUCUGCCAGUACAUAGUAGAUAAUGCCAGUUUGUUUGGUUGUUGAUUUUCUUUUUGACUUUGGCUUAUGAAGUUGUGUGUGCCUACCCUGUCUGCUAGGAAUGUUAGUAGCGCAAUUAUAUACUUCUCACAGUUUGCCCUGGUCCAUCUAAAGCUACCACUUUCAUGUCUUGAUUUAAUUUUGGAGCUUUUGAUUUUUGGCAAAUGGUAGACUAUUAAUACUCAUAUUACAAAGUCAUUUCCGUUACACCUGUCUAUGUUUAAAGAAAUUUUAUUCCUCAUAUAAGAUUUUUCUGAAACUUUUAAGUUGUUCAUUUUACAGUAAGUAUUCUAUGUGCCAGGUCAAUGUAUAGGUACGUUAUUCUUUUACAUUUUGUUUUGUCCAAUACUUUUUUUAAGUAAGCAUAAUUCGUGUAGCAAUUAUUAUUAAAACGCUUUACAGAUAUAUCAUAUCUCAAUGAAAGUACAGGAGGUUCUUAGUAAAUUAAGGUAGUGUACUUUUUAAAGGCAUGAAUCAGUCUCCAAAAAUUCUUGGUUUAUAUGCUAGAGUUUUCAAAUUAUUGAUGAGUAAUUAUGUGUCUGAAAUUAGUUGCUUUUAAACUGAAGGUAUUAUUUCCAAUACAAAAACUAUGCUCAAAACAACAUCUGCCUGCCUUUCUUCCAAAGCCCUAUUUCAAACUAAAAUAUUUGCUUUCCAAAACUAAAUGUUUGCUAUAAGAAGAAACAACAACAACAGAAAGCACCGUUUUAUACAUGUACGUUGAAAUGACAGUGGUUUUCUCAAUUUAGUUGUAUUUGUCUAUAUGCAACUUUGCUGUUUGAUUCUUUAAGUGUCAAAUAAUUGUGAUAUGCAUACUUUCAUUACAGAUUUUGCAAUGAAUAAAAUCAAACUUAUA
Molecule: messenger RNA, 5972 nt
Organism: Mya arenaria
Lineage: Eukaryota; Metazoa; Mollusca; Bivalvia; Myida; Myidae
Product: ankyrin repeat domain-containing protein 29-like
Exons: 9
Coding region: 114-1037 (307 amino acids)
Molecular function (GO): protein binding
Source: RefSeq, a predicted model, not a curated record